UGACCUCCAGUCGACCUUGAGGACCUACAAACGGUCUACCGAUCGUCAUGAAAGUGGUUUUGCAGCCGACUGAGCUGAUUGGUACUGGCUUUGUUUAGUUGUUAAUGGUGCUGUUAGUUCUCGUCCGUGCAAUAAAUUCACUUGGAAAACUAGGACAUGAGGUUUACUUUGAAUGCGGCACAGAUGAUUUAAAGAUCAAAACAGUCAACGCCACGAGGUCUUCUUUUGCUUCAGUUCAUUUUAGGGAAGUGUUUUUCGACAAGUUCUCAAGCCCUUUACCUAGCGGGUCUCUGCAACGUUUUAAAAUCCCUAGUAGUUCAUGUUCUAACGUCUUCAAACUUACUUCCGCAAUGGAGAGAUCCGUUCUUAAAUGCAAGAUGUUCUUAUCAUCCCAGGAUACUGUUCUGACUGUUCAGUACUUCUGUAAAUUCGGAAUCGUUAAGACGUAUAACAUGUCAAUCAUCGAUUGUGAACAGUUAGAAGCUGUUUACUCAUUAGAAGAAAGCGCUAAUCAUUUGGUUAUAUCAGCACGUUUACUGGGAGAAAUUAUCAACAAUUUUCGCCAGUCUUCUGAAGAGCUAACAAUUCUUUUAGAUUCGGGGGAAUGCACUUUUCAGAAUCACACAUUUCAAACAGGUCCCUCUAUGAUAACAACACAAAUUCCUUUGAAUGCUACUGAAUUUGACGUCUACCGUGUCCAUUCAAAAUGUGAAGUCACAUUCUGCCAAAAGGAAUUACGGGUCAUUUUAUCAUUCUGUGAGUUGAUUUCUCCUAUGAUAAGAAUUUAUUGUGAUCGACCGGGCAAACCUAUAAUUUUUGCUUGUACUCACGAGACAAGACUCAGUGCUCGGUACGUAUUUGCGACCUUCCCUUCAGAUGGAUCUUCACUUCCAAAUUCCCAGCGCUCUGAGUGUAGCCGUCGUUUGUCAUCAAGCAGAACUCCUGUUCCACUACAACAUAUAAGUACUUUAUCGACGGGCGAAAAAUGUAUGUUAUCUCAAGAAAAUGACCAUGACACUCAAAUCUUACGGUCGGACGGAAAGUUGUCUUUUAUAAAUAACGAAAAUAAUGCUCCAAAAGUAAACCAACCAGUGCUUAAUCCACACCAGGAUCACGGCCGUUGUGACGAAAUCCCUUCUAAAAAGACUCGUUCUCUCCUUUUUUCGAAUUUCCAAACUAAAGAUAAUUCCAGUGUAUGUAAUUUAGAAGACAACACAAAAACAGUUGUGCUAUAUCAAAAUAGUUUAUGGGAUGGAACGGCAUUGAAAGAAAAUGUUCUAAGUUCAACAGUUAUGAAUCAGGAAUCUACAUUAGGCGGACAAACUGUACUUGUUGCUGAUUCAGACGAUGACCAAUGAUGUACUAUUUCCUGUGAUAACAUAUUAUCCCACCAUGUAUAGAUCUUUAUUUUAAUAUACAUCAACCUAAUGAAGUUAUUUUGCGUAGAUUAACAAUGGAUUUCAACAAAUCUUCUAUUACAUAUCGCUUAUACAGAUUGAAAAAAUAGACAAGUUUUUUCUCUUGAAAUAUACGUAUCUUUUCAGUGACA
Molecule: messenger RNA, 1549 nt
Organism: Schistosoma curassoni
Lineage: Eukaryota; Metazoa; Platyhelminthes; Trematoda; Strigeidida; Schistosomatidae
Source: the annotation of a GenBank genome assembly